Messenger RNA from Helianthus annuus (common sunflower), 1113 nucleotides. RefSeq lists its product as uncharacterized. The record is from RefSeq and is a predicted model, not a curated record. Gene Ontology annotation, molecular function: zinc ion binding; nucleic acid binding. Bases 1 to 1113 code for a protein of 370 amino acids. The transcript has 4 exons. Lineage: Eukaryota; Viridiplantae; Streptophyta; Magnoliopsida; Asterales; Asteraceae.
AUGGCUGAUAGUGAAGGUGAUCCACCACUACCUGGAGUAGACACUCAUUUCAGGCCGAUGAUCUUUAGGAUCCCAUCUCCAAUUGUUACACCGGUUUUAAAUGGGAGAAUAUUUGAAAUCCGGCCUCACACCAUUGGGAAACAAGGCUUUACACCUGAAGAGGAUGAAAUGCAAAGAACUUUUCUUGAGGAAUACUAUUCGAUUAGUAAAAUUAGUGAAGCUCGAAAUGCUAUCAAAUCUUUUAGUCAACAUGUUGGGGAAACAUUUCAUGAAGCCUUCAAACGUUUUAAUGAAAUGCUUAGAAUGUGUCCUCAUCAUGACAUCCCUAAAUGGGAUUUGGUCAAAAAGUUUUAUGAUGGUUUAGUUACCGAGGAUCAAAAAGUUGUCUUUGCAUGUAGUGGUGGAACCUUUUUAACUCAUGAUGAGAAUUGUGAAUGGAACUUUUUAGAAACUUUAAGUAAAAGUUCAAAAACUCAAGCUUUCGCUGAUCGAAGUGUUAAACCACAUCAAAUUAUUGUAAAUAACCAACCUAGUAAUGAAAGGUUUGAUGCAUUAGAAAAGAAAAUUGAUAUGAUUUGCCAAAAGUUGGGAAAGGAUGUUUCUCUUGUUUCGCAGGUACAAGCGUUAUGUGAAAUAUGUGGAGAUAUGGGGCAUGUUGCUUUCGAUUGCCCUAUGAAUUUUGGAAGUAGUGAAGAAGUUAAUCAAGUAUACGAGGAAAGGAAGUCUUAUGAUAUGAAUUCUAACACGUAUCAUCCCGGAUUGCGGAAUCAUCCAAAUUUUCAAUACGACAACCCCGCGAAUCAAAUGAAUCCUAACUUUCAAGGAUCAAGCCAACAAGGUGGACAACAACAAUUUCAGCCCCGUCAAAUAAAAUUUCAAGGUCAAAGUCAAAAUCAAGGCCAAGCAAGUUCAUCACAAGGAAAUGCAACCAUUGAAGGUUCAACCAAGUUAGAUGAGAUUUUAGGAAUUUUGAAAGGGGUGGUGCAAGAACAAGAAGUUCAAGGUAAGACCGUGGGAUCUCUAACCCAACAAGUUGGUCAACUAGCAGAAGAAGUGGCUAUAAGACAACAGGGAAAGCUUCCAAGUGACACAACAAUCAACCCACAAUAUUAA